Messenger RNA from Perkinsus marinus ATCC 50983, 404 nucleotides. RefSeq lists its product as hypothetical. Lineage: Eukaryota; Perkinsozoa; Perkinsida; Perkinsidae. The transcript has 4 exons. The record is from RefSeq and is a predicted model, not a curated record. The coding region runs from base 33 to 383 and encodes 116 amino acids.
GCACUUGCCCUUGUUUUGAAUACAUCCCUAUCAUGACAAUAAGUAUGAGCCAUGCAAUGGCCCAAGAGCAAGUGUGUCGGUGGUGCGGCGCUAGGCGGCGGGGAGGCAAGGGGAUGUCUUCCGUGGAGGACUUUGAGGGAAUCCUUAAAAAAUGUGGAUACAACAUAUAUCAUGAUAACGAGUACUACCAUCCUAAGAAGAUCUGUCAGAAGUGUCGAGUGGUGUUGGUCAUGAAUAUAGACGAUCCAGAAACGUGUCUGGAGAACCUACCGCCUAUGGUUGAUUGGGGAAGUCCUAAAGACCAACUCAAAGACCACUCCAAAUGCCGAGUGUGUCUAGCUGCACUAGGCCGGCUGCCAGGUGUACGUCCACCGGAUUCGUGACUCAUGCUGUACGUGUUUCUG